ACCAAAUAUCCAACAAAAUGCCCCCCCUAUCCAAAGACCCCAUAACCCUCACAGGCGGCUGUUUCUGCUCCGCAAUCCGCUACACAAUAACCAUCCCCUCUCUCUCCUCCCGCCCCAAAAUCCCCCCCAUGCCCUCCCGCGAACUCCACCCCCCAACCGAAAUCUCCUCCCACAUGCCUAUGAUCAGCCUCGAUCACUGCACCUCGUGCCGGCGCGCGCCCGGCUCCAUCGUCGAAUGCUGGCUCAUCAUGCCGCAAUCCUGGAUCACCUUCUCUCUGCUCCCGAAAUUCACCGACGCGCAUCUCGCGUCCGCGGAGGAGUAUAUCCAGCCGACGACCAUCGGGCUGCUGAAGGGCGAGGAGGAAAUUAUCGAGAGUACGUGGUUGAGGCAUUUUGAGGGGAAUGAGGGGAGUCAUCGGACGUUUUGUGGGAGGUGUGGGACGCAUCUUACGUUUCAUUAUUCGGGGGAGCCGAGGGAGAUGAGUCGGAAGGCGGAUUGGGGAGCGAUUUUUGAUGUGGCGGUUGGGACGUUGGAUCAGGAGAGUGUGGAGGUUGAGGGGUUGAAGCCGAAUUAUACUGGUUGGGCUGAGUUGGGGAUUGGGUGGGUUAAGAAGUUGUUGGCUGAGGGGGAGAAGAGUUUAGUUGAUUGAACGAUAUGUAGGAUUUGGGGAUGUGACGAAUUAAAGUUUGUGAGGGAGAGACUAUGGAGUCUAGGCAUGCAGAUCUAGGAAAUUAUUUAUGAGCUGUCUCAUAUGAUUUUCAGAUACAACAGAAAGUUGGGACGAUUUAGUCACCGGAUUUCAAGUCCAUGUGCACUGAUUUAGCAUCACUACACAUUUGAUGAAGCGCUGAUGACUUUUUAUUUUUUUAUCUUUUUUAAACAUCGAGUAACUUAUCGUUAAGG
This is a messenger RNA of Mollisia scopiformis, 904 nucleotides long. RefSeq lists its product as uncharacterized. The record is from RefSeq and is a predicted model, not a curated record. Lineage: Eukaryota; Fungi; Ascomycota; Leotiomycetes; Helotiales; Mollisiaceae. Bases 18 to 650 code for a protein of 210 amino acids. The transcript has a single exon.